Eutrema salsugineum is the source of this 1536-nucleotide messenger RNA. Its product is annotated as scarecrow-like protein 29. Gene Ontology annotation, molecular function: DNA-binding transcription factor activity; sequence-specific DNA binding. Gene Ontology annotation, cellular component: nucleus. Lineage: Eukaryota; Viridiplantae; Streptophyta; Magnoliopsida; Brassicales; Brassicaceae. The transcript has a single exon. Gene Ontology annotation, biological process: regulation of DNA-templated transcription. The record is from RefSeq and is a predicted model, not a curated record. Bases 4 to 1536 code for a protein of 510 amino acids.
AUCAUGUAUUCAAUGUCGUUAGAAGAAACAGAACCACCAAAUCAAACUCUAGAUCAAGUCCUAGGCUGGCUUGAGGAUUCCAUGUCCUUAACCCCAUUACCUGAAUUCGAUGAUUCUUAUUUGCUCCACGAGUUCGACGGGUCUCAAACGUGGGAAUGGGAUCAGGCUCAAGAUCCGGGAUAUGAUUUUAUUCAUAGCUAUAGUCAAGAUCUUAGUGCACUUAUGGGUUGUGAAGCAACAAACCUGGAAGUGGUAACCGGAGCUCCAGUCAUUAGUUCGGAUCCUCCACCCGUAUUUCAUCAACCAAACGAGCAGUCCAUGAAAAGGAACCAUGAUGGGCUUAUCGAUGACCAACUAGUGAAAAGAUCAGCAAGGAGCAAGAGGAAAGCAAAGAAGUCUAGUGAGAUGAGCUGCAAAGAUGGUAACAAGGAAAAGAGGUGGGCAGAACAACUUCUUAACCCUUGUGCCUUGGCAAUCACGGCAAGGAACUCAUCAAGGGUUCAACAUUACCUUUGUGUUCUCUCUGAACUUGCCUCUUCUUCUGGGGAUGCUAAUCAUCGGCUUGCAGUUUUUGGUCUUCAAGCGUUGCAACAUCAUAUUUCAACCUCCUCCUCUGUUACAUCCUCUGUUACGUUUGCUUCCGCAGAAGUGAAGAUGUUUCAAAAGACUUUGCUCAAGUUCUAUGAGGUAAGCCCUUGGUUUGCUUUGCCUAACAACAUGGCAAACUCAGCUAUCCUGCAGAUUCUAGCACAAGAUCCCAGAGAUAAAAAGGAUCUUCAUAUUCUUGAUAUUGGUGUUUCUCACGGUAUGCAAUGGCCCACUUUGCUGGAAGCUCUGUGCUGCAGACCAGAAGGACCUCCUCCUCGUGUUCGAAUAACCAUUGUAUCCCAUCUAACCGCAGACAUACCUUUCUCUGUUGGUCCACCUGAUUACAAUUAUGGUUCUCAACUCAUUGGCUUUGCUCGGUCCCUUAACAUCAACCUCCAGAUCAAUGUAGUUGACAAGUUCCUCCAACUCAGUGAUACCUCAUCUCAUGAGACCGUGAUCGUCUGUGCUCAGUUUAGGCUGCAUCAACUGAAGCAAAGUACCCCUGAUGAGAAAAGUGAGGCUUUGAGAGCACUGAGAAAUUUGAAACCAAAAGGAGUGGUUCUUUGUGAGUACAAUGGGGAAUACAGUAGCAGUGGAGACUUUGCAGCAGGAUUUGCGAGGAAACUUGAGUAUCUUUGGAAGUUUCUGGAUUCAACAAGCUAUGGGUUCAAAGAAGAGAGUAGCGAAGAGAGGAAGCUAAUGGAAGGAGAGGCAGCAAAGGUGUUGAUGAGUUCAGGAGAGAUGAAUGAGGGAAAAGAUAUAUGGUAUGAAAGGAUGAGAAAAGCUGGUUUUGCCGCAGAAGCGUUUGGAGAGGAUGCAAUUGAUGGAGCCAAAUCUUUACUGAGAAAAUAUGACAGCAAUUGGGAACUAAGGAUGGAAGAUGAAGAUACCUUUGCUGGGUUAUUAUGGAAAGGAGAGGCAGUUUCAUUUUGUUCCUUGUGGAAGUAG